Messenger RNA from Colossoma macropomum (tambaqui), 1600 nucleotides. RefSeq lists its product as uncharacterized. The record is from RefSeq and is a predicted model, not a curated record. NCBI's taxonomy places the organism in Eukaryota, Metazoa, Chordata, Actinopteri, Characiformes, Serrasalmidae. The transcript is spliced from 3 exons. The coding region runs from base 158 to 1600 and encodes 480 amino acids.
GAUCGUCAGGACAUUAAGUUCAUUGUGAACCACAGAGAACUUCAACCGCCUGAGACCUCAGAGAACAAGACCCCCGAAACACAUCAGUGUUCCAACAGAUUCAUUUUGACCAGCAAGGCACAAACAUCAUCAUCUGUGAAAAUCAGCUUGUCUUAAGAUGAAGAGGGGAGUGCUCCUUUGCUGUUUCUCUCUGUGCCUGGUCAUGGGCACAGAGAUUAGGGUCCUGAAAGACAUUAAGGACCUAAAAGAACGCACCAAUUUUGGCAAGCAAUUCCCACGACAUGGUCUCAUGCUUCUGCACUGGUUUGCCAGCCAAACUGACAUUAAUGGAAAUGAAGAAUUUCUUCAUUUUAAUCCCACUAGAGGACAUUAUGGCUUUCAUGAAUAUGGAUCUAAGCAAAACUCUAUAAGUAAAGUCCUUCCAGAGUUGUCAGCCAAGUUAAACAGAUCGUAUUAUGUUUUGGGCGAUCUCAGUAAUGCCUGCCAGUUGCCUUUGUAUGUCAAACAGGACCAUUACAAUUCACAGAGACAUCCACUGAGAAACAUAGAAAGGGUUGUAAUUAGACUUAAAAAGGACCAUCCAGAAACAGUUGACGAAGUCUAUAUUACACAGCAUUACGAGGAUAGAGAACAAGGGACUGAGUAUGACCAAGACAGCACUUUCAGGGUCAGUCCAUUUCUCCUGAAGCAAAUUCAGGCCCUUAUGAGAUCCCCAAUGGAAGACCCACGUAACAGAACUGACCCUAGACUAUCACUUAUUGCAUGUGACAGCUUGAACUACCAAGAAAGAAUUGAAGAUUUACAGAGUGUAUAUCCACCCACUCCAGGCUUAACAUGGUUUCUGGUCCUGGCAGGUUAUAAGACUGAUGAAAGGGUCACUCAUUUUUCACAGUCCUUAUUCUGCUUGACCAAUAACCGUAAUCGAUAUGCGCAUGACGCAAUGUCCACAUGUGAUGUACACAAUAAGAUAAAACUAGAAGUGAAAACUACAUCAAAAGGAUAUGCAAGGAUCUCAUGGAGUGGGAUACCAGAGUACAUACUGAAAAAGAACAGCAAAGCAGGUCUUUAUAAAGACCACAAAUUGCUGCAGGCUUACCCUCUUGAUGGAAUAAUGUAUGGAACAAUAGACACUUCCUGGCCCCUAAAUCCUGGCUUUCAAGUAAAGCUCACUGUUCGUGACAAAAUUAUCUGGGCAGGCCCAAAGCUUAACGAAGCCAAUGGGGUUCUUCCUACCAAUGUUAGAGGUUACAGUGCACGUCUGCAGCUUUAUGCCAAAGACGGCUAUGCCUGUGCUCGACUCUUUGUUAAAAAAAGCUGCGAAAAAAACUGGAAAACUGGAAUCUUUUCCAACACUUGGGUGGGAUUCUAUAGAAGUAAAUCAGAUGGUAAUAAAGCAUAUAAAACAUAUCAGUGGAGUACAAAUUUUGAGAAGAUCUCUGAUGAAGAUUUGUCUGAGGAGUAUGUCAUCUUUGAAUAUAAGUCGAGUCUGGCCAUUGCUCCUGGAGUACAGCUUAGAUUCCAGCAAGACGAAGGCUACAUAAAUGAGAAAGCUCGCACUGAACCCUGGGAGGAUGUAAUCAAUCCAGAUGAGCAGGGUUAG